AUGUACACGGCGAUUCGGUCGCUUCCGGUGGAUGGAAGUAUGGGAGAGUACUCUGACGGAACUAAUCUUCCCAUCGACGCCUGUUUGGUUCUAACCACUGACCCUAAGCCCCGUCUUCGUUGGACCACCGAACUCCAUGAUAGAUUCAUUGACGCCGUCACUCAGCUCGGCGGUCCCGACAAAGCGACGCCGAAAACUAUAAUGAGAACUAUGGGAGUGAAGGGUCUCACUCUCUACCACUUGAAAUCUCAUCUUCAGAAAUUCCGCCUAGGGAGACAACCCUGCAAAGAAUCAACUGACAACUCUAAAGAUGUUUCUUCUGUUGCGGAGAGUCAGGACACAGGUUCAUCUUCAACAUCAUCAUUGAGAUUGGCUGCGCAGGAACAGAAUGAGAGUUACCAGGUCACUGAAGCUUUGCGUGCCCAAAUGGAAGUCCAAAGAAGACUACAUGAGCAACUAGAGGUGCAACGGCGGCUCCAGCUAAGGAUCGAGGCACAAGGAAAGUACUUACAAUCUAUCCUAGAGAAAGCUUGCAAGGCUAUAGAGGAGCAAACUGCUGCAUUUGCUGGGCUAGAGGCAGCUAGAGAAGAGCUUUCAGAGCUAGCCAUAAAAGUCUCCAAUGGUUGCCAAGGAACAACAAGCACAUUUGACACAACCAAAAUGACAAUUCCGUCUUUAUCCGAGCUUGCAGUAGCAAUAGAGCACAAGAACAACUGUUCAGCAGAGAGCUCUCUGACUUCAAGCACAGUGGGAAGCCCGGUUUCAGCUGCGAUGAUGAAGAAGAGGCAUCGAGGAGUAUUUGGAAACGGGGAUAGCGCGGUUGUGGGUCAUGAAGCUGGGUGGGUGGGUUAUGCCUAG
Arabis nemorensis is the source of this 858-nucleotide messenger RNA. Lineage: Eukaryota; Viridiplantae; Streptophyta; Magnoliopsida; Brassicales; Brassicaceae. The record is from the annotation of a GenBank genome assembly.